Molecule: messenger RNA, 3657 nt
Organism: Micropterus dolomieu (smallmouth bass)
Lineage: Eukaryota; Metazoa; Chordata; Actinopteri; Centrarchiformes; Centrarchidae
Gene: intu
Product: inturned planar cell polarity protein
Exons: 19
Coding region: 118-3072 (984 amino acids)
Biological process (GO): nervous system development; vesicle-mediated transport; establishment of planar polarity
Cellular component (GO): cilium; cytoplasm
Molecular function (GO): protein binding
Source: RefSeq, a predicted model, not a curated record
GCGCUAUUUGAUUUACGUAAGGGACGUUUUACCGCAGUUAGGAUUGAUGGCAUCUUCAUAAAUUGGAAAGUUUAAAGUUGCUGGCCGCCCUCGUCCCGGCGAAAACAUGACACACAAAUGAUGUUUAACAUUUCUAUAGAUGGAAGUUCAUUCUCUAAAAAUUUGGAGGACUUUGACUCCAUUCGCAGUGUUCUCCUUUACAGGCAGUGGCCAGCUUUGCCAAAGAGGGAGUGUCUCCCCCUCCACACACUUAUCCAUCUCUACUCCCUUGUGCUUAUCAUAGAUUUGGGUGACUUGGAACCGGAGUGGUUGGAUGACAUCCAGAAGAAUGGCGAGCUUUUCUACCUGGAGCUGAGUGAAGGCGAAGAGGAGGCUGCUUUGGUCCAAGCUGCCGCCAAUCAAGGCGUGUCCACUAAUCAUGUUCGCUUUAGCGAAAAAGAGGCAGAGGUUAUCACAGAGCAAAACAAGAAGCAGCGGUGCGGUUCACGGACGAAAGGUGAGCCCGCACUUAAAAGGCUAGCCAGGAUCCUGAGGAGAAAACGCCGGCCUUCUCAGCGCAGAGGAGGAGGGAAAGAUGGGGGUAAAGACAACUCCACCUUAUCAUCACGUCCAGCGUCCAUCCUGAAGAACCAGCCAGGUCAAAGGCAGGGUGUGACGGUUCAGCAGCAUCAGCUGAAGGAAGUGUGUGUCUACCUCAACCCAAAGCGUCUUGGAGGUUCAUCAGCACCUCUCUCUGAAAGUGGAGGCCUGCUGAAAGCGCUGCUCGGGGUGGUGCAUUGCCCCUCCUGGAGCCUCAGAGGGCAGGGAGACCCUGCAGGGGUCAGACAGGAGGAAAGACUGACUAUACAUGGAUUAAUACCCAACAGCCCGGCCAUCAAAUGUGGCCAAAUCCUAAUUGGUGACGUGCUUGUAGCAGUGGACGACGUGGACGUGACCUCGGAAAACAUCGAGAGGGUUCUGUCCUGCAUCCCGGGACCAACACAGGUGAAGCUGACCAUGGAGACGGUGGCUCUGGUAGACGGCAGCAGUGCUAGCGACACUUCAUCAGUCCGUAAGACGAAGGCCUCUCCGCCAGUCAGCCAGCUGGUGCGUCUGCUGUGGGGGGAGGACACAGCCGAACUUCAGAUGUCCAUAGGACACAUCCCACACAUUGUCAUGUACCUCUCACUUAAACUGGACUCAGCAUCACCACAGGAGGAGGAGGAGAUCUUGUACCAGUACCCGGUGUCUGAAGCAUCCAGCCAGCUGAAAGGAGUGAGGGGGAUCUUCCUCACGCUGUGUGACAUGCUGGAGAAUGUCACCGGAGGGCAGAUAAUCAGUUCUUCUCUCCUGCUCGGGAAACACCUGGUACACGUGGGCUACUGGAAGGAAAGCAACAACCUGUUGGUCAUUGGUCUUCCUGCGGAGAGGGUUCCACUGCUGUAUCUGCAGACGGUGGUGGGAGACGUAGUCCGGACGCUAAAAGUGAUGUACGGCUCCUUGGACAGUGCUUUCAGGAAGGCAGACCACGCUCCCAGGCUGGACCAUUUCUUCUGCCUGUUUUUCCAGCAGCUUAUCCAACCAUCUCGCUUGAGGGAAGGCUCCUCAGCCCCGCCCCCUGACGUCUCAGGGACCCUUUUCCUCGAUGCACUGCCGGCGGUCCGAUGGCUCACGCUGCCUCCGGAAAUCAAGAUGGAAGUGGAUACUGUCCUCUCUGAUUUCGAGUCUUCUGAUUUUGGAGAAAUGUCGGAGGACUUUUUUGGCCUGAGGCGUCUGUAUGUAAUCCUCGGCUCCUGUUUGUUCUACAAGUCCUACCUGAUCGCCAACCACCUUCCCAAAGAGGACCUGCUGGAUGUGUGCUUGUACUGCCAGCACUACUGCCUGCUGCCGCUGGCGUCUGAGCAGCGGGUGGGUCAGCUCGUCAUCUGGAGGGAGGUGUUUCCCCAGCAGAGAGCUAACUGCGGCGGCGGCACAGCGCCAGGCUACAGCCAGCCUCACGGAAGACACUUCCUCCUCAUAGUGGGGCUGAGGCACUUCAUGCAGUGUGUGCUGCUGGAAGCAGGUGGCUGUGCUUCACCAGCUUUGGGCUCUCCAGGACCUGACUGUGUUUACGUAGAUCAGGUGAAGGCCACCUUGCUGCAGCUGGAGGUGUUGGAGGCAGGUAUUGAGGAGCGUCUGAACGCUCCGCCUGCUCCCUGCCUGUCCUGUGCAGACUGGUUCCUCCCCGCCGCCACGGCCCGCGACCGCCUGGACAGCUUGGCCUCCUCCUCACCCAUCUUCAGCAAGCUAGCCGGGGCAGUUAAAGGCUCCUCCACAGGGUCCAGAGCCCGCAGCCUGUUCGGGGAGAAGGCCCAGAGGUCCAGCCUCCAGAGGAGCCUGUCGGACAGCGGCAGUGAAGGACAGACGGAUGCUGGGUCGGGGUCUGGUUCAUCAGUGGCUCCAGGCCUCAGUCCACAUUCCACCCCGGACUCAGCGAGGAAGCUAGGGGGGCGACGGGACUCGCUGGGGUCUGGAGGGUCUGAUGGGAGUGGAGGCAGCGGAGGCCUCUUUAAGAUUUCCAGGAUGAAGCACCCAAACCCUUUCUACCUGGGCACCCUGAAGAAGACCCUGACUGAAAGGGAGACGGAGGAGAUGUAUAACACAAUGAAACUAACCUCUGGCGCGGAGAACACCUUGUUCCACUACGUCCUGAUGGAGACAGUUCAGGGGAUCUUCAUCGCUCCUACUCACAGAGAGGUGGCUCAGCUCAGCGGCUCCAUUCACCCACAGCUCAUCCGCAACUUCCACCACUGCUGCCUCUCCAUACGGGCUGCUUUUCAGCAGAGCCUGCCAGCCAGGGGUCGUAGGGCUGCAGACAGGCCUCAGGGCGCUGGUUGGGGUCUGGGUCCUGUGAAGGAACACGGAGUUCUGUUCCAGUGUAAACCUGAGAACUGGACCGACCAGCGGAAACCUGCUCCCACCAUGACUUACUGGGUUAUAGGACGGAUGCUGCUGGAGCCUGUCCCUCAGGAAUUCUACGUGUGUUUCCACGACUCGGUGGCAGAGGUUCCCGUAGAGAUGGCCUUCAGACUGUCCUUCGGUCUGGCCUUGUGAUGACUCAUCUUACUCUUAUUAGAUCAGUGACGAUGACGGACACGCAAACUACAACAUUUCUUCAACUGCUGAAGCAUUGUAUUCUCAGGAAACAGUUCAAUCUCUGGUGUUUGUGGGAGCCUAAUCUUACCGGGGGGGCUACGUGGAGUCUGAAUCUUGUGCCUCCAUUUCACAGAUGAUAAUCUGCAGAUAUUAGCAGAGCGUGACCGUUACAGCAGUGAUAAGCAAAUAGCAUGCCUAUUUGCUUUCCUGGGGUUCAAACCAGUUCAUUUCUGUGCUUUGUUGCGCACAGGGCUUCACGUGUGUGCGUUUGUGCAGAUGAAAAGCCACUUAAUCAGUGAAUACCUCAGACACUUUGGUGUAAAUCUCUGAUCAGACGAGAGCUUUCAGUGAGAACGUAACGUUUACAAAGCUGCACCAAUAAAAAUGACACAUCUCCAUGUUGACAGAGUAAAUAAGUUUUUGAUUUCCACUUGUUGUAUGCAGUGUUGGAGAGGCGUUUCACUUGUUACUUAAUUUAAGAUGUACAGUUUUUGUAUGGAAAUGGAGUCAUUUGUUACAUUUGAGAUUAAAGAAGCAAUGCAG